Hibiscus syriacus is the source of this 1743-nucleotide messenger RNA. RefSeq names its product DEAD-box ATP-dependent RNA helicase 28-like. The coding region runs from base 1 to 1743 and encodes 580 amino acids. The transcript is spliced from 15 exons. Lineage: Eukaryota; Viridiplantae; Streptophyta; Magnoliopsida; Malvales; Malvaceae. The record is from RefSeq and is a predicted model, not a curated record. Gene Ontology annotation, molecular function: ATP binding; RNA helicase activity; nucleic acid binding.
AUGGCUUCUUUCAUCUUCGAAGCCCCCAGCGACGAAGAGCCAGAACUCUCAGAAUCCAACGAAGACAAUGAAGAAGCAGAAGAAGAAGGAGAUGAAAUUGAUUAUAGAUCAGAAGAUGAAGACGAGGAAACAAGUAAUACAGGAGACAGUAAACCAUUCUUUUCACCAUCUGAAGGAUCGUCGUUUCAUGCGAAUUCUUUCAUGGAGCUCAAUCUCUCGCGUCCUUUGCUUCGAGCUAGUGAAACAUUGGGUUACUCGAAGCCUACUCCUAUUCAGGCUGCAUGCAUACCCUUAGCAUUGACUGGACGCGAUAUAUGUGGGAUUGCAGUUACUGGUUCUGGGAAGACAGCUGCAUAUGCCUUACCUACACUAGAAAGGCUGUUUUUUCGUCCUAAAAGGGUUUCGGCUGCACAAGAGACAGCUUUGAGAUUAAUGCCUGACAUUGUUGUGGCUACUACUGGACGCAUGAUAGAUCAUUUACGCAAUACUAUGUCUGUGGAUUUGGAUGAUCUUGCAGUUUUGAUCCUUGAUGAGGCUGAUCAGCUUCUUGAGCUCGGAUUCAGGGCUGAAAUUCAUGAGUUGCUUCGUCUUUGUCCUAAAAGGAGACAGACUAUGCUGUUUUAUGCUACAAAGACUGAAGAAGUUGAUGAACUUGUCAAGCUUUCUUUGACCAGACCCUUACGUCUCUCAGCUGACCCAUUAUCUAAAUGGCCAUCAACAUUGACUGAGGAGGUUGUAAGGAUACGCUGGAUGCGUGAAGUAAAUCAAGAAGCUGUCUUUCUUUCACUGUGUAUGAAGACUUUCAAGUCCAAAGUGAUUAUCUUCAGGUUUUUUUACCAGUCAGUUUUAUGUCACCCUCACAUUAGUGGGCAAACCCUUAUUACUCUAGAAAUGCAUUCCAUCUCCUUUGGCGGUGGAACCAAGCAGGCUGCACAUAGAUUGAAGAUUUUAUUUCAGCUGGCUGGUCUUGAAGAAGCUGAGCUUCAUGGGGAUCUUACUCAAGUUCAGUGCCUUGAUGAACUUGAUAUAAUUGGUGUUGAGACGGUUAUUAAUUAUGCUUGUCCACGAGAUAUUACAAGGUUGUUCCAAGUUAUGUUCACCGAGUGGGUCGGACAGCAAGAGCUGGUAGAGAAGGAUAUGCUGUUACCUUUGUUUGACAAUGACCUAUCUCUAUUAAAAGCUAUUGCAAAGAGGUUAGGUUCUAAGUUAAAGAGUCGGAUUGUUAUGAUGCAGUCUAUUGCUAAGUGGUCUCAGAAAAUUGAUGAGAUGGAGGAGAAAGUCACUGAAGGAGGAGAGCUUCUGUUUUUAUAUUUUUCCAGGGCUGAGCGAGCCCUAAGAAAGGCUGAAAUGGAAGCUACAAAGGCUGAAAAUAUGAUUGCACACAAGGAUGAAAUUUAUGCACGGUCUAAAAGAACCUGGUUUAUCACUGAAAAGGAGAAAAAGCUUGUCGCAAAGGAAGCAAAGAAAAUUUUACCUCGGAAGAAACGUCGAAAAUUGGAAGCUGCCAGAGAAAUGUUGGAGGAUCAAAGUGAAAUUAAUGAAUCACAUGGUAAUGGAAACAAUAAGAAAGAGAAGGAAGGUAUAACUUUGGUUGACUUGGCUUAUCGGCGAGCAAAAGCAGAGAAAGCUGUGAAGAAGGCACAAGAUUCUGGCAAAAUUGUUAAGAAAUCCAAUAAAAUGACAAAGCAACCUAAACAAAGAAGUCAGUCAAGGACAGGAGAUGCAGGAAUUAUUUCAAAAUGA